Messenger RNA from Zootoca vivipara (common lizard), 1837 nucleotides. It is a transcript of the gene TYW2, whose product is annotated as tRNA wybutosine-synthesizing protein 2. Gene Ontology annotation, molecular function: tRNA methyltransferase activity. Gene Ontology annotation, biological process: wybutosine biosynthetic process; tRNA methylation. The record is from RefSeq and is a predicted model, not a curated record. Gene Ontology annotation, cellular component: cytoplasm. Lineage: Eukaryota; Metazoa; Chordata; Lepidosauria; Squamata; Lacertidae.
AGGAAGCGCGCAGUUCGCUCCUGCGCGUGUUUCCUUAGAAAUCUGAGUUCGGUCCGGGUCUUUCCCAAGUCCAAGUACUGUACAUAGAUAGGAUCGUAGUUCCUGAGGGGUUGCCGACCUUUCAAAAAGUGGCGUUUGCUGCUGGGAAUCUGAAGCCUUCUAUCCCCUUCUACAGCAACAAAGGAAGCAAAAAAUGCAUAAUUAGGCAGAAUCCCCCCCCCCCAAUUCCCGACAAUAUGAACACGGAAGAUUCAUGUUCUUGUGGGACUGCAGCUGUUGUUACUGAGCCACAGUUUACUCAGCUAUUCAGGAAAGUUUUACAAAGAGAGGGUUUCCUGGACAGCAGUUACCGUGUGCAGAAGCUUCCUAAUGGUGCCAUAGCCUUGCCUGUGUUGGGUCAAAAGCUCACAGCAGAGCACCUGCAUCAGCUGAAGGAAAGUAUCCUGCCUGGGAAGACCUGUGCUCUAACAUGGAUUCUGAAUCCCGUUCCUUCAAAAGCUGCCCAAUUCCGACCUCCCAUCCAGAAACUGUAUGAUGAGUUGCGGUGCCUGAUGUUGAGCCAUGGAGUUGCCUGGUCAAAAGAAUUGGAGAGAGAUCUACCACGCUCCUGGCAACGGCACGGGGAUCUGGUUCUGUUCAGUGAGGAGAGCUUCAGAGAACCGCUAUGGGGAGAGCUGGGACAAGAGCUCUGGGAGGUGGUUGCUGGUGCACUCGGGGCCCAGCGUUUGGCAAAACGUGGACGCGUGCAGUCAGAUUUGUUUCGAUCCCCAACAGUGACCUUGUUGCUGGGGGAGGAUGGCUGGGUUGAACACGUAGAGAAUGGAAUUCGGUACAUGUUUGAGGUGACACAGUGCAUGCUGUCUCCAGGAAACAUCACCGAGAAGCUGCGAAUAGCAUCUCUCAACUGUGCUGGGGAAGUGGUGGUAGACCUCUACGCUGGGAUUGGCUAUUUCACCCUGCCGUACCUCAUUCAUGCUGGUGCUGCCUUUGUCCAUGCCUGCGAGUGGAACCCACAUGCUGUGGAAGCACUGCAGAAGAAUUUGCAACUGAACCGUGUGCAGGAUCGGUGCCUCGUUCACCAGGGAGAUAACCAGAAGCUGGAACUGUGGGAUGUGGCUGACAGGGUGAAUCUGGGACUGAUCCCCACAUCGGAGGCAGGAUGGCCAAUCGCCUGCCGGGUUUUGCGGAAAGAUGUGGGUGGGAUCCUGCAUAUCCACCAGAAUGUGGAAUCCUUUCCAGUGAAUGCCCUUAGGCUGCACCACAAGCCACAUCAACCUCGUGAGCAGCUUCCAGUGCAAGUGGUGUCCAACGUACAAGAGGACAAGGUGACCCUUGGGGACCACAGUGUUCUGCAGGAAGCAGGAAGGAAGGACCUGGCCCUCUCAGGCAGGGACGAGUGGCAAAGGUGGGCAGAGGCCACAGCAACCCAGAUCAGGACUUUGCUUCAGGAUUUGGAUGGGAAGCAGUGGAGGACAAAAAUCCUGCACAUUGAGCAAGUGAAAUCUUACGCCCCUCAUGUGCACCACCUGGUCUUGGAUUUGGGCUGCCAGCCCCUUAUGUAGUUAGUUGGCUUUCCUACAGGAGCAGCACUAGGAGAAAGGUCCCCCAUCUUUAUGGGCCUGGGGGCACAUUUGGGAAUAUGAGGAGCUGUCAUAGGCAGCACAAAAUACCCAUUUUGCAGAAGUGAAGACUGGUGAGGCUCAGAACUUCUGACCUAGACAGGAGAAACAACUGCAACCUUCCCUCCUCAAGCCCCAAGUAAAACACAGACACAAAAGGAGGAGGAAACUGCUUCCCAAACAACAAAAGCAAACAACAAAACAAAAAGAACUUGCCU